AUAGUUAUCGAAAGGUUAAAGUUGAUUUGAAAUUACUUAAAUUAUAUCAGCCAGUUAAAUUAGCGGGACAAAUCUUGUUGUUUAUCAAUUAUUAUCAUCGAUUGGUUUGAGAAGAACAAUCGCGUAUGUUGUGUUUACAUAUCACAUUUCCGUUCAGUUGUCUUGUUAAAUCAACAGAAUAAAGUUGACUAGAAUGUCGGCAAAAAUGCUAGGGCGCGCAGUUGGCAGUCGGGCGCUGUCAGGCACAGUGCUACGUUCAGAGCUGUUUGAUAUUACCGUAUCAUUACCUAGGCCCACGUUUACAAAUCAACGAACCAUGGCUAGUAAAGCUAUUACUAUGGAAAACAUCAAUCCCAACAUUGUAAAGUUGGAAUAUGCCGUGCGUGGACCCCUUGUUAUACGCGCCGCUGAAAUCGAAAAGGAGUUGCAAAAGGGUGCGAGCAAACCGUUUAAAAAGGUGAUCCGUGCGAACAUCGGCGAUGCACACGCGAUGCAGCAAGUUCCUAUCACAUUCAUCAGACAGGUGUUGGCGUGCGUUGCGUAUCCUGAUCUGAUCGAGAAAGGAGAUUUCCCUGAAGAUGUCAAGGAGCGAGCCAAAUUGUUAUUGGGCGCUAUGGGUGGCAAGUCGGCGGGCUCGUAUACCAUGUCGCACGGUAUCGAGAUCAUUCGUCGCCACGUGGCCGAGUACAUCGAGCGGCGGGACGGCCACAAGUCAGACUGGACCAACGUGUGUCUCACGGGCGGCGCUUCCAACGGCAUCAAGAACUGUCUGCAGCUCCUCAUCAACGAAAUCGAUGGGAAACCAUCUGGUGUGAUGAUCCCGAUACCGCAGUACCCGCUAUACUCCGCGUCCCUCGCCGAGUACGGUCUGGAACAGGUCGGGUACUACCUAGACGAGGACAACGGCUGGGGGCUGGACACCAAUGAGCUGGAGCGUGCGCUCAAGGAAGCGUCGACAACUGUCAAAGUGCGGGCUAUUGUCGUCAUCAACCCUGGGAACCCCACGGGACAGGUGCUAACUCGCCAGAACAUCGAGGAAAUUGUGAAGUUCGCCAACAAACAUAAUCUGUUCGUGUUCGCUGACGAGGUGUACCAGGACAACGUCUACGAUCCCAACAGCAAGUUCUUCUCCUUCAAGAAGGUGAUGGCCGAUAUGGGUGAACCAUACAGUAAGAGGGAAUUGGCGUCUUUCAUGUCUGUCAGUAAGGGGUAUAUGGGCGAGUGCGGUCUUCGCGGAGGAUGGAUGGAGGUGGUAAACUUCGACCCUCGAGUGCAGGCUAAUCUGUACAAAGCGAUAUCAGCCAUGCUGUGUCCGAGCUCGCUGGGACAAGUUGCCGUCGAUUGUGUUGCUAAGCCGCCGGCGCAAGGAGAGCCGUCGUACGAGCUGUGGGCCAGAGAGAAGGAGGCAGUGCUGUCGUCUCUCAACAAGCGAGCCAAGAUGAUAGCCGACACCUUCAACCAGAUGAAGGGCUUCAAGUGUAACCCAGUGCAGGGAGCGAUGUACGCGUUCCCCUCCAUCGCCCUGGGCAAGGGCGCGGUGGAAGCUGCCAAGAAAGAAGGCAAGGCCCCCGACGUCUACUACGCGUUCAAACUGCUGGAAGAAACAGGUAUCUGCGUAGUGCCGGGAAGCGGGUUCGGGCAGCGCCCCAACACUUACCACUUCCGAACCACCAUCUUGCCGCAGCCCGACUUGCUCCAAGAGAUGUUGGAUAUCUUCAAGCAGUUUCACGAGAAGUUCACCAAGGAACACUCGUAGGCGCUACUAAUCACAUGAGACGUUUUAUUUCGCACGUGGCUGGCAACAUUUCACAAGUUAUUUUUUUUUCGUGUAUACAUUGUUUUAUUUCAACGUUCCAAAUUGUUUUAUAUACAUAGUGAUUUUUAUUUGCGACGACAAUUAUUAUUGCUAACAGUUAUUUCUAUUGGAAAUAAAAUAUAUCGCGCCUAAAACGUAAAAUAAGCAACUGCUUUUUUUUUUAAAUCAGUUGUUUUCUAUCUGAGAAACCUCUAAAUUAUGCUUAGAUGAAAAUAAUUACGAAUUCAAUUUAUUUUAAAUUAAAUUUAAUCUAUACUGUUUUAUGUUUUUUUUUAUUUAAUUUUUGAACGGGAUGCAAGUCAGUAGGCUACUGUUUAUUGUUUUCCGUGGUAUUUCACCAGCAUAUAGUAUAAAAAUUUUGUACUUGUAUAUUAUUAUAUGUUAUAUAAUAUAUUUUAGUGUUGAUAUUAUCCCCAUACCGAUAUUAUGAUAAAUAUGCUAUUGGAAAGACUUCGAAAAUAUAUAUAAUAUAUUUACAUUAAGUGUGUAAUAUGUAUGUAUUGACAGAUUAUAUCGUGGUUCGAUUAUUGUUCCAUUAAUUACGAUUAAAUUCUCUGCGUGAUACUUUAAUAAUUGUAUAAAAUUAAGCGUUAUAAGUUUAGAUUGGAAUUAUUAAAUAAUUUGGUUUUAUUGAAUUGGCCUGUUAGCUCUUAACAAUCAUUGUUAAACGUUACACUCCCGAUACGUGAGUCACUCUUAUUGUGCGUGAUUCAGCACGCUCACAUUCGCAGCUGUCAGUCUAUCUAGAACAUAAACUUAGUAUACUACCGUCAUAGACGAACCCGGUGUGAAAGUGAGAUAACUAUCCUAACAUAAAAUUCUAGGAGUGAGAAAGAGACAGAAUAGAGGAAGACCAUGAAACCAUAUUGAAAAAAUUUAGUGUCCAUUAGUCUCCUAUCAAAUUCGACCGCGUUUUAAUUUUAGUG
This is a messenger RNA of Leptidea sinapis, 2742 nucleotides long. RefSeq names its product alanine aminotransferase 1. Gene Ontology annotation, molecular function: L-alanine:2-oxoglutarate transaminase activity; pyridoxal phosphate binding. Lineage: Eukaryota; Metazoa; Arthropoda; Insecta; Lepidoptera; Pieridae. Bases 194 to 1756 code for a protein of 520 amino acids. Gene Ontology annotation, biological process: biosynthetic process. The record is from RefSeq and is a predicted model, not a curated record. The transcript is spliced from 12 exons.